Messenger RNA from Neomonachus schauinslandi (Hawaiian monk seal), 1851 nucleotides. It is a transcript of the gene FGL1, whose product is annotated as fibrinogen like 1. Bases 723 to 1661 code for a protein of 312 amino acids. Lineage: Eukaryota; Metazoa; Chordata; Mammalia; Carnivora; Phocidae. Gene Ontology annotation, biological process: regulation of immune response; negative regulation of T cell activation. The transcript has 7 exons. The record is from RefSeq and is a predicted model, not a curated record.
UAACCGACUGAGCCACACAGGCGCCCCUCAAGAGUGAUUUUAAAAAUAAUCUCAAGAAGUGGUAAAGUGAAUUUUCCUCUACAACUUUAAACAGAGCUUAAAGAUUUAUAUCACCUUGGUAGCUUGCCUAUCCAUUAAGACAUCAAGAAAAACAAUGCAUAUCACAUCCUAUAGUUGUCAUUUUUUCCUUUCUUCUUUUAAAAAUAAAAGCAGUCUUCCAUAUACAAAAUAAGUUAUUGUUCCUUAGGCACUUAUCCUAUGACAGGGUAGCUAAAGCAUUAGGUCAAAAUUGCCACAGUCCUGUCAAGUAGAAAUUAUGAUUUCCAUUUACAAAUCAGGAGCAUUUUAGUAGGUUGCCUGAGGGCACACAACUAGGAAGUGGCUCAGCCAAAACAUGGAGCCAGGUCUUUGUUUUUACAGAACCUUUGCUUUGUCUGCACAAGCAGCACAUUACAAUUAGGACACUCAAAGAGAGGCAGAGUCCCUUUAUUUCUGCAAUUGAACAGGUUCAAUCCUACUUAAGGUAACAGAGAGCAUCAUUCUGUGUGAGGGAAGCAUGGGAAAAUCCAGGGGAAUUUCCUUGAAGACUCUCAGACUAGAGAUGGAGCUGCAUCCGACAUCCUGGAUCACAUUGAACCUGAACCCAACUCAUCUCGUGAAAAAAUCACAGUAAAGAAGUUUAUGAAAUUUCUUUUGUUCUUGUAGUUGUUUCAGUGGGGAAAAUGGUGAAGAUGUUCAGUUUCAUCCUUGUCACCACCAUUCUGGUAAUGGGCAGGGAAAGCUGGGCUCUUGAGAACUGUCUCCAGGAGCAGGCACGGCUCAGAGCCCAGGUGCACUUGCUUGAGACGCGGGUCAAACAGCAACAGGUCAAGAUCACACAGCUUUUGCAUGAGAAGGAAAUCCAGUUCCUUGAUAAAGGAGAGGAGAAUAAUGUCAUUGACCUUGGAGGCAAGAGGCAAUAUGCAGACUGUUCAGAGAUUUUUAAUGAUGGGCAUAAGCGCAGUGGAUUUUACAAAAUCAAACCUCUCCGGAGCCCAACAAUAUUCUCCGUUUACUGUGACAUGUCUGAUGGAGGAGGAUGGACUGUAAUUCAGAGACGAUCUGAUGGCAGUGAGAACUUUAACAGAGGCUGGAAUGACUAUGAAAAUGGCUUUGGAAAUUUUGUUCGGGAAAAUGGUGACUAUUGGCUGGGGAAUAAAAAUCUCCACUUACUGACCACACAAGGAGACUACACUUUAAAAAUCGACCUUGCAGAUUUUGAAAAAAAUAGCCGAUACGCACAAUAUAAACUUUUCAGAGUUGGAGAUGAAAAGAAUUCCUAUGAGCUGAAUAUCGGGGAAUAUUCUGGAACAGCUGGAGACUCCCUUGCAGGGAAUCUUCAUCCUGAGGUGCAAUGGUGGGGUAGUCACCAAAGAAUGAAAUUCAGCACAUGGGACAGAGAUAAUGACAACUAUGAAGGAAACUGUGCAGAAGAAGAUCAGUCUGGCUGGUGGUUUAACAGGUGUCACUCCGCAAACCUGAAUGGCUUAUACUACCUGGGUCCCUACAAGGCUAAAACGGACAAUGGGAUUGUCUGGCAUACCUGGCAUGGAUGGUGGUACUCGCUGCAAUCUGUGGUUAUGAAAAUUAGGCCAAAUGAUUUUAUUCCAAAUAUUGUUUAAUUUUUCCCUGGUGGGCUUUCGUUCUGUAAUUCAUCUAGGUUUAACAUGAUUUGAAAAAUAGCUCUUCUGCACAUACACGUGCUUAUAGAUGGUAAUUGUAAUGUGUACUACUUUUCAUUCCUACUUACCUUGAUUACGUAAUGAACUGUCAGUGCAGCAAAUAUGUGUAUUCUUCAAAUAAAUAUAGAUU